AGGACUUUGCAUUGGCAAAAAUUUUAUUGCCAUCGCUACCGAUCUUCGAUUUUUGCGUAUUUUCACUUCUGGCGGCACGCAACGUUUUGUUUUUUCGAUUCCAGGUUUCAUCACAUAUUCUUCCAUAUUUUUUUUUAUUUAGGACAUUUUCAUACGAUUUGUGCACACGAAAACAAGUUAGCAGUUGCUUACGUUACCGGUGCCGUACUUGUCAUUACAGAUGAUGAUUAUGAACAUCAGCUUGCAGUUAAUGUAUACGAAGUUAAUUCACUAUUUGGGGAAUGUGCACCUUCUCUAGAAUAUACUAUACCUUUGGCUAUGUCGCUUUACUCGAAACUUCAAUGGCUUAAUUUUACAAAUUUUGGCAAUUUAGUUUCGAUGGAUGAUGAAUGCAACAUUCGAAUUUAUUUAAAAGCCAAAGGAGUUUGGUUUCCUGUACUUUUGGGAAUGGAUCUGUUGAAAAAUCCAGACGAUGAUUAUAUUUGGCCAAUUGCUUUAUGUGAACUUCCAAAUGCUUAUUUUCGUUAUUUUUAUUGUCGCAACUCCAAAUAUCCACCAGUGAACAAAUCAUCUUUGCCAACAAAUACAACUCCUCUUAAAAUUCCAGUUAUUAAUCCGACUUCAGAAAAAGGAAAAUUGGAGGCAGAAUUGAUGACUAUCGAGUUGCAACGAUUUAUUCAUCAACAAAGUGAUUUAAUUAGACCAGAACAUUUGGUAGAAGCAGAGCAAUUAACAAAUAAUUAUAUUGCAAAUUUAAUGAAAUUAUUUUCUGUUUCUUGCAAGAUGAAUAGAGAGAAUCGAGCAGUGGAAAUUGCUCAUAGAUCUAUUAAUUCAAAAAUUGUUCAAGGUCUAUGCAACUACGCAGCUAAAAUCCAAAGACCUGUUUUGAGUGAAAAGGUAGCAGCAAUUGGACGUGAACGUCUUCAAGCAAUUGAAAAUGAAAAAAAUAAAGAAGAUGAGAGGGCAAAAUUUAAAAGAAAAAUUCAUCCGUCGCUUCCCUCAUCUUCAUCCAUUAUCAAUGAAAUUCGAUCGCCUAUAAUUGCACCUUCUAAAAUUCUUGUGGCUAAAAGAAAAACUCCGUCUUCGCUUUUUACAAGUACUACAAGUAAUUCUCCAGUUGAUUCUGGGAAGAAUAUUAGCAAAAUGCGAAUAAUUGAUGAAAAUGUUGAGCCAAUAGAAAAUGCGGACGAUGGCUUUACAGUUAUUGGAACAAAUGAAAAAGAACAUAAUUACCAAAUUAUUGAAAAUUCAAGUAUUCCCAGUGAUGGAGAAGACGAUGAACAAGGAGAGUUAAAUACAAGCAUUGCUAGUUCUGCACUUGGAUCUGCAUUACUUUCAGAUUCAUUUCUUCUCGAUAGCAAGAGCAAAGAAAACACCUUCAAAAAAUAUUGGUUCAACUACAACAAACAGUCGUGGUUUUGUGGAAAAACCGAAAGAUCGAGUUGAUGCAAUUCCGGACUUUUUUGACUCACUUUUGCCACCAAAA
This is a messenger RNA of Meloidogyne enterolobii, 1486 nucleotides long. The record is from the annotation of a GenBank genome assembly. NCBI's taxonomy places the organism in Eukaryota, Metazoa, Nematoda, Chromadorea, Rhabditida, Meloidogynidae.